Thamnophis elegans (Western terrestrial garter snake) is the source of this 1462-nucleotide messenger RNA. Its product is annotated as testis-specific serine/threonine-protein kinase 1-like. Gene Ontology annotation, cellular component: cytoplasm. The record is from RefSeq and is a predicted model, not a curated record. Lineage: Eukaryota; Metazoa; Chordata; Lepidosauria; Squamata; Natricidae. Bases 70 to 1080 code for a protein of 336 amino acids. Gene Ontology annotation, molecular function: protein serine/threonine kinase activity; ATP binding; tau-protein kinase activity. The transcript has a single exon. Gene Ontology annotation, biological process: intracellular signal transduction; protein phosphorylation; microtubule cytoskeleton organization.
AAAGGUUGGCAGCUGAAGUAGGUAGGUGAUGCCCUCUCCACUUGAAGCUCAGGGUGGCCUCAAGAGACGAUGGAUGACGGCGAGGUCCUUAAAAAGAGGGGCUACAUUAUGGGUAUCAACCUCGGAGAAGGUUCCUACGCCAAAGUGAAGUCUGCUUAUUCCGAACGGCUGAAGUGUAACGUGGCGGUCAAGAUCAUCGAUAAGAAGAAGGCUCCCCGAGACUUCCUGGAUAGGUUUCUCCCGCGGGAGAUUGAGAUGUUGGCCAGGGUGAAGCAUUACGCCAUCGUCAAGACUUACGAAAUCUUUGAGACCUCCGAAGGGAAAGUCUACAUCGUCACCGAACUCGGGGUCCAAGGGGACCUGCUGGAGUUCAUCAAGAAGAAAGGGGCCAUCCCCGAAGAGAUUGCCCGCAAGAUGUUCAACCAACUAGCCAGCGCCAUGAAAUAUUGCCAUGAGUUAGACAUCGUCCACCGGGACUUGAAAUGCGAGAACUUGCUCCUGGAUAAAGAAUACAACAUCAAACUGACGGAUUUUGGCUUUGCCAAGCGCCUGUCUCGAGACGAUGACGGGCGGGUCAUUCUUAGCAAAACCUUCUGCGGGUCGGCUGCCUACGCGGCCCCCGAAGUACUCCAGGGCAUCCCCUACCAGCCCAAGGUCUACGACAUCUGGAGCAUGGGCGUCGUGCUGUUCAUCAUGGUCUGCGGUUCCAUGCCUUACGACGAGUCCAACAUCAAGAAGAUGCUCAAGCUGCAGAAGGAGCACCGGGUCCAUUUCCCCCGGUCCAAAAUCCUGUCGGUGGAAUGCAAGGACCUCAUCUACCACAUGCUUCAGCCCGACGUGACUCGGCGGCUGUGCAUCGACGAGGUUUUGAUGCACAUCUGGAUGCAGGAGCCCAAAGCCGUGUCUGACUCCAUGCUGACCAAACCGGGAGAGUGCUCACAGAGCCAGAUCCGAUCCCUCUUCGGAAAGGAAAGCAUUUCGCAGCCGUCAGAUAACGAGCAAGUGAAACAAGAGAUACGGCACGAGGACCUGGAGAAUCUCGACACUGUCUCUGACCAAAUGCAAAGGACUUCCCUCUGAAAGGAAGAUGAUGACGUCCCUCUCAUCUCCCCCCCAUCCCCCCAAAAAUUGGUUUCCGAUACUGCCAAACUCAAUCAUUUCUUUUUUUUAUGGGCUAUGUUCUGGACAAAGAGGUGGAUGGGGCAAUAGGACUGUUUGAAGCCCUUUCAGGUUAUUUUGGAAGAUCCAGGAUCUGUUAACAUCUCCAUAUUUCUAUAUUUCCUAUUGGUACAAAAUCAGGAGUAGUUCCCCCCCCUUGGUUAAAUCUUUUCCAUAGGAAAGAUGAUAGAUAAGACCCAUGGAUUGGGGUGGGGCAUGUGAACGAUCUGAACGGUGGUCUCUCUCUCAAAUUUGUAACAGGAGUUUUUAUGCUACCAUAAAAUCUACUAUAUCACAUCUAAGC